This is a messenger RNA of Momordica charantia (bitter melon), 2060 nucleotides long. RefSeq lists its product as uncharacterized. Gene Ontology annotation, molecular function: structural constituent of nuclear pore; phospholipid binding. Gene Ontology annotation, cellular component: nuclear pore; nuclear pore central transport channel. Gene Ontology annotation, biological process: RNA export from nucleus; protein import into nucleus. Lineage: Eukaryota; Viridiplantae; Streptophyta; Magnoliopsida; Cucurbitales; Cucurbitaceae. The record is from RefSeq and is a predicted model, not a curated record.
UCUUUUUCUCUCUUUGGGGCUGCCCCAUCUGCAGGGGCCUCGGCGCCAUCCUUGUUCGGAGGGGUGUCUUCUGCAACUAGUUCCAGUACUCCAUUGUUUGGCUCAUCUGCACCCACUGCAACUCCGGGAUCAGCUUUGCCUGGCGCAUCUGUUGCCGCUUCUGGUUCUCUGUUUGGGACAGCUUCAUCUUCAGGAAGUGCAGGCUCAGCUUUGUUUGGGGCUCCGUUAUCCACGAACAGUUUUGGGUCAAAUACCUUCGGUACAUCUUCAUCGGGCUUGUUUGCGUCAUCUAUAUCAUCGGCAUCGACCUCUUCGUUCCAGAACUCUUUUUCUUCGAGUUCUUCCCAGAGUUUAAGUUCGUCUUCACCAUUUGCGGCUUCUUCUUCUUCUGGAUUUUCAUUUCCGACCACUUCUUUGUCCAAAACUACUAAUAGUGUCACUGCAUCUUCUUCUUCUUCCCCUCUUACAUCAGCUUCAACUAGUUCGUCGAGCUUCUCAUUUGGAACACCUGCUUCCUCAGCGUCUCAAUCUUCCUUCGGGUUUAGUUUUAGCAAUGCAGCAUCAACAGCAGCGUCUGCUGCUCCAGGGACUACUGCGACAAAGCCUACUUCUCUAUCAUUUUCGACUUCCGUGGCACCUUUAUUCUCUACGGUUACUACCACCAGUGCUUCUACUCCAGUUGCUAGUAGCACAACUCAGCCAUCCUUCUCCGUGCCAGCUUUUAGUUUGAGUUCUUCAGCUGCUACUACGAUAUCCACAGCAGCAUCCUCCACUCCCUCAGCUGCUUCCUCAGGUGCUGCAAGUUCAUUUACAGGUUUUGGUGUCACAAACACAGCUUCUUCAUCAAGUCCAAUUGUUUCCUUAUCGUUGCCAACCAAAACACUGACUGCUGCUUCAUCAUCGCAACCACCAGCCUCUUUUGGUUUUCCUUCUCUCCCUUCUGCUUCCACUGCUGCUACCACUUCGUCUGGUUUUAGUGCUCCAAGUCAGAGUCAGACUUCAUCAACUCUUGUUGUUGCAUCCAGUAGUAGUGGAACAACUUCAACAGUUAGCGCUGCAGUGUCUACUACACCAAAAUUACCAUCAGAGAUAACUGGGAAGACUGUUGAAGAGAUCAUCAAAGAGUGGAAUGCGGAGCUUCAAGAGCGUACUGGGAAGUUUCGGAAGCAGGCCAAUGCUAUUGCUGAGUGGGAUAGGAGGAUUUUGCAAAAUCGUGAUAUACUCCUUAGACUUGAGAUUGAAGUUGCAAAGGUGGUAGAGACCCAAGCUGAGCUGGAGAGGAAAUUGGAGCUGAUUGAAACUCACCAACAAGAGGUUGAUAAGGCAUUGUUAAGCGUGGAAGAAGAUGCUGAGCGCAUUUACAAGGAUGAACGUGGUUUACUUCUUGAUGAUGAAGCUGCAUCAACAAGGGAUGCAAUGUAUGAACAGGCUGAAUAUAUAGAACGGGAACUAGAACAGAUGACAGAGCAAAUCAAAUCAAUCAUUCAGACCCUAAAUGCAAACCAGGGAGGAGAACUUGAUGUGAUUGAUGGGAUGACACCAUUAGAUGCAGUUGUUCGGAUUUUGAACAAUCAAUUAAGUUCUUUAAUGUGGAUCGAUGAAAAGGCCGAAGAGUUUUCUUCACGUAUUCAGAAGAUUGCUGCUACUCAGGGUCCUGCUGCAGAUCGUGAAUUGUUGGGUCAGAAGUUCUGGAUGUCUUGAUUUGUAAGCUGCUUUUCAUUUUAAUCGUUGAGAAAAAUGCUUCUGAAUUUAGUGUACACAGGCCUUCACACAUACACUUUUGUGGUUCUCUUUUUGGCGUUGGCUGAACUAAGAAUUGUCUAAUUGCCAAUUGUAGACAGAAAAUUUGUCCUUUUUUAUUUCGUCUCACAAAUAUGUACCAAUUUUUCUGCUUGAAAUUUUUAGUUUUUAUUAGAAAGAUGAGAUAUCCAACCUGUGAUACUGGUUGGUGAGAGGGAAUUUUAUCUAUCAAGAGGGAUGUAUUGUUCCUUUUAGAGGAAAAUCACUGAAUUAUGUUUUAGGUUGAUACUUAAUGGUGCAUUUGGUUUGAUUGGCUAUUA